AUGUACAAGAAGCUAGAGAAACAAUGUAUCUUCUUCGAAAUACCGAAAGACCCUGUCUCAGAAAGAAUCGAGGGUGUCGAAUCCGAGAUCCAAUACCUCCGACGGCAACUGGAUGAGAUGCGUGAGCUAAUUCAACAAAGCCGCGCACACACAACGCCAAAAUCACAAGGAACUCACUCCCCAGCCCAACCCCGUGAUCGGCAACAACAAGUACGCCGCGAGAGUUUCUGUGGCUCUUCAUGCUCCCAGUAUCCUCACUCACAGGAUCAUUCCCAAGAUGGGCUUCCUACUAUCCCAGUCCCAGGGCCCGGUGGGUAUAUGAAUGGUCAUCAGUAUCAACGAUCCAUUCCGUCUAUACCAACCCUCUCUCCGAAUGAGAUCGCAACUCAGUCUAUCUAUGAAGCCCCUAAUCAGACUGUUACUCGACCGCUAAAGAGGAAACGGUCCGGGUUUGAGAUUCGGGAUGAACCUAUUGCGGAUUUCAUUGAUAAGGGUCUCAUCACGCCAGAGUAUGCUGUUUCUUAUUUCAAUACGUUCUUUGGAGGAUGUGACAGAUACAUUCCAAUCUUCGAUCCGGAAUACGACACAUUCGACUCCAUCCGAUCACGAAGUAGCAUUCUUCUCAAUGCUAUAUGCACAAUUGGUUGCAUGGUUGAAACCAGAUCCGGCGGCCCAAUGUCUGAUACGUUACAUGCCGAACUAAAGAGAUGGAUCAACGUAAUCGUCCAAAACAAGCAACUCAACUGCCUUGAAUCCGUGCAAGCAAUGCUAGUCGUUGCCUGCUAUUCAUCUGAACGGUCUCUAAUAUUAUCCUUUGCUACUCGCAUGGCCCUGGACUUGGAGUUACAUGAAGCCUUCGAUGAAUUGACUCAGCGCCUUGCGAUCAAAAAUGAAGAUAUGGCUUAUGCCUUGCCGCAUCAGAUGUUCGAGGAGGAGAGGGCUUUGGUGUGGAAGGCUCGGACUUGGUUUGGACUUUUGGUUUUGGAGCAUAUUUUCCGUGUUGAUGGUGGGAAACCUCCAGGUAUUCGACUGAAAGGAAAUGCUCGGCGCUGUCGGGUUUUGCUUUCCCAUCCUUCUUCGACUAUUUUGGAUUUGCGGUUGUUUUCUCAGGUCGAGUUGAAUAUCCUCAGAGCCAACGUGGGUGAUACUUUGGGAGGAGGCACUACACUUGACCGACAAGGUAUAGCCGAUUAUGUUCAUGAUAUGAAGAUUGAACUGGAUUUAUGGUUUGAUGACUGGCUACGCAUCAUCGAAAGCUGCAUUAGUGCCGAAGAAGAGAAACCAUCUUUGCUCGUCGCUCUGCGAGUACAAAAAUGCUGGGCUGAAAUGAUGCUCAACUGCAAAGCACUACGAGCCAUGGGCGUCGAGAACGUCGCGGCCAUGUCCACCACCGAACGAACAAUUCUCCUGACAGCAAAAGCAAGUGCCCGUCGCCAUCUCCGACUCAUAAUAGUCGAACCAGACUUCUACCUCGCCAAGCUAAAGUACGCCAUGGACUUUGUCUGGGCAAAGUGCGCCUUCUCCUUCUUAUUACUAUUGAAACUAUCACGUCUACUUCCCGAACGAGACGAGGAACAUCAAGAGCUUCUAGACCACGGCAACCAACUCGUGUCUGAAUUGAGCAAAGCAGGUUCAAAUGGUAAUCAGUCUGGUGCUGGGAAUAUCUACUUGCAGAUUUUGAAGGUCAGUAUUGAGAAAUAUGGACUUGCGUUGCGGGAAACGCAGCAGCCGAGCUCGGAUGGGCAAACUGCUACAUCGCCGUUCUGGGAGCUGUUUGAUGCCCAGGCGGAUCUUCAGUGGUUCGUGCCUGAGCAGUUUGUAUCUGAGUGGGACUUCCCGGGGUUGAAUUUGUUUUAUUUUCCUACCGCCUGGCAGGAUUUCUUUGGGGAUUUUUCGUUGGCUAUGUAG
Penicillium arizonense is the source of this 1908-nucleotide messenger RNA. RefSeq lists its product as uncharacterized. Gene Ontology annotation, molecular function: transcription cis-regulatory region binding; DNA-binding transcription factor activity, RNA polymerase II-specific. Bases 1 to 1908 code for a protein of 635 amino acids. NCBI's taxonomy places the organism in Eukaryota, Fungi, Ascomycota, Eurotiomycetes, Eurotiales, Aspergillaceae. Gene Ontology annotation, biological process: regulation of DNA-templated transcription. The transcript has 12 exons. Gene Ontology annotation, cellular component: nucleus. The record is from RefSeq and is a predicted model, not a curated record.